GAUUCACAAAUUUCACCUCUCAGUUCUCAACGCGAUUGAUCACUGAUUCAUCACGCGCUCGAUUGUUCAUUCACAAAGCCGAAAGGGUAGGUAGGGCCGCGGGGCUGGUACUCGCAAUUUGUCAACUGGAGCCGCGAUUGCCCGUCCGCUUCUAUCACUCGUCGUCGUUGGAGUUGCUUCUGUCAGUCGUUGGAGUUCGAUUUAGGGCAUAUUAAUCUAUAGGGCUGGUUGUGUCAAAGUCACACCGAUAGAACGCGAAAUCCUGGAAGUGUAAGAGAAAGGGAGAGAAAGAACAAUGUUGUAUGUAAUAGGAUUAGGCCUAGGUGAUGAGAAAGACAUUACAUUGAGAGGGCUCGAAGCCAUCAAGAAAUGCUGCAAUGUGUACAUGGAAGCUUACACUUCUCUCCUCUCCUUUGGCCUCACUCCCGAUGGCCUUUCGACACUAGAGAAGGUUUAUGGGAAGCCAAUUAUUGUUGCCGAUAGAGAAAUGGUGGAGGAGAAAGCAGACACUAUGCUGUUAGAAGCUCAGGUUUCUGACGUGGCAUUUUUGGUCGUUGGAGACCCUUUUGGAGCAACUACACAUUCUGAUCUUGUUGUCCGGGCAAAGAAAUUGGGUGUGGAAGUUAAAGUGGUGCACAAUGCAUCGGUAAUGAAUGCAAUAGGGGUCUGUGGCUUGCAGUUGUAUCGCUAUGGAGAAACAGUGUCAAUACCUUUCUUCACCGACACCUGGAGGCCUGAUAGUUUUUACGAGAAAAUCCAGAGAAACAAAAUGCUUGGACUACACACACUCUGCCUGUUAGAUAUACGAGUGAAGGAACCUUCAUUAGAGUCCUUAUGCAGAGGGAAAAAAGUGUAUGAGCCACCGAGAUUUAUGACCAUAAACAAUGCAAUUGAGCAGCUCUUGGAGGUGGCCGAAAAGCAGAGUGAGCCAGUGUACAAUGAAGACACGAUCUGCGUGGGCUUGGCCCGAAUAGGUAGUGAAGAUCAGGUGAUAGUUUCCGGGCCCAUGAAGCAACUUUUGACGAUAGACUUCGGGCCUCCUUUACAUUGUCUUGUCAUAGCAGGUGAUACUCACCCUGUGGAAGAUGAAAUGCUUGAAUUCUAUAAAAUCAACUCAAGCUCGAAAAAUGUUUGAAACCGGUGUCUUGCUUGGAGGAUAAUGCUACAUUAUAAUUUUGUUGACAUGUCAUUUUUUGCUUGUGCUAAAAGUAUUCUAUGAAUCAUUGGAAAGACACAAAUCAUGCAGUGGGAGAAUCUUGGUUUUGAAACAGCUUGGAUUGUUCAUGAAUGAUGGGGUUUCCCUUAGAAGAUUGCUAAAUUUGUGCAAUACCUUCUUGAAAGAAGUUUAUUUUUUGGGUACCCCUUAAUUGUCGUGUAUUUCAUAGGCUAUUGAACGCAACUUUUGUAAUUUAUUGAGGUCGCCUAAUGGAAUUUUUUUCUGCAUUUGCUGUUUAUCAUAAAUGUUGAUUUUUCCCCCGUU
This is a messenger RNA of Striga asiatica, 1480 nucleotides long. The record is from the annotation of a GenBank genome assembly. Lineage: Eukaryota; Viridiplantae; Streptophyta; Magnoliopsida; Lamiales; Orobanchaceae.